Hemibagrus wyckioides is the source of this 5834-nucleotide messenger RNA. RefSeq names its product leucine rich repeat and Ig domain containing 3a (gene lingo3a). The transcript is spliced from 2 exons. Gene Ontology annotation, cellular component: plasma membrane. Gene Ontology annotation, molecular function: protein binding. The coding region runs from base 530 to 2344 and encodes 604 amino acids. The record is from RefSeq and is a predicted model, not a curated record. NCBI's taxonomy places the organism in Eukaryota, Metazoa, Chordata, Actinopteri, Siluriformes, Bagridae.
UUUAGAAGGCAUGCAGCAGCCUCGGUGAAGAGAGAGAGAGAGAGAGAGAGAGAGAAAGAGAGAAGAGCGGCAGCUUCCGUUAUGCACAGACAGGCAGAAAUAUGUCUCUUGCUGAAAAGCAGCAGUCUUUGUCUUCCACAAACACACACUGUACACACACUUUUCCAGCAGCAAGUGCAUACGCUCCCACCCCCCAGCAGCUCUUCAGUGGGAAAGUGUGUAUGCUGUGCAUGAUAUCCAGUGGGAUCCAGCAGUGAGAAACAAAGAAGCAGGAGGGAAAUUAGUCAUGCAUAGAGUCUCACUGCACUCUGAAACCAUCAGCAACCUGUGAGUGUGAAAAGAGAACCAUAUCAUCAGAAGAGCUUCCUCUCUGCAUCUGCGAGCCUCGUGAAGAUUCCUUUGGAAACCUAGAAGAGGAAGAAGUCUGACACUGGAGACACUUGAACAGAAUUGCUGAUGUGGAUCUUGUCAAGGGUCAGUUCUGGGUAUAUGGUGCAGUGAUCCAACCUGAAUAAGGAAGAUAAAGGGCAUGGCGGGCAUUACUGCCUUGGGUUUGCUGGGCCUUCUACUGCUUCAGAUCACAGCUCCAGUAUGCCAUUGCCAAGGUUGUCCACAAGCCUGUGACUGUGUACCCCAGAGAAAGUCUGUGAAUUGUCAGAACAAGCACCUGAAUUCUUUUCCAAAUGGAACUCCAGCUGACACAAGAUCGCUAGACAUGAGUAGAAACCAGUUGCGUUGGGUUGAGCAUGGUGACUUGGAAGCCUACACACGUUUGGAGGACUUAGAUCUUAGUGAGAAUCUCAUCAGUGUGCUUGAGCCCAAUGCUUUUUCCAGCUUGCUUAAUCUACGUGUGUUACGCCUGCGUGCCAACCAGUUGAAGCUGGUGCCAAUGGGUGCCUUCUCACAUCUUGCCAAUCUCACAGUUUUGGACUUGAGUGGAAAUAAAUUGGUCAUAUUGGUGGAUUUUACUUUCCAAGAUCUUCGGAGGCUCCAACAAUUGGAGGUGGGCGACAAUGAUUUGGUGUAUAUAUCAAACAAGGCAUUCCUGGGCUUGACUGGUUUACGAGAACUUACUAUUGAGAGGUGCAACCUGACCUCUAUCUCAGGACAAGCUCUUUCCUAUCUCCGUGGCUUGGUGUCACUACGACUACGCUACCUCAAUAUUGUCUCAUUAGAGGAGCAGAACUUUCAUAAGCUAGGUGGACUGCGGGGUCUUGAGAUUGACCACUGGCCAUUUUUAGAGUACAUUUCCCCAUAUAGUUUCCAAGGCCUCAGUUUAUCCUGGCUUUUCAUUACCAACACCAACAUUACUACAGUUCCAUCCGGUGCACUUCGUAAUCUUAUCCAUUUAUCCAGUCUGAAUCUGUCCCACAAUCCCAUUUCUGUCCUUGAAUCUUGGGCUUUGCGUGAUCUGGUUAAUUUGAAGGACUUACACCUUGUGGGCACCAACCUGAUGUGCGUGCAGCCUUAUGGCCUUGGAGGUCUGCAGCAGAUACGUUUACUUAACCUGUCCAACAAUAGGCUAGCAACACUAGAAGAAGGCUCUUUUCACUCUGUAAACACCUUGGAAAUGCUUCGGGUUGAUGGUAACCCUCUGUCCUGUGACUGCCGUUUGUUGUGGAUCUUGCAGCGUCGGAAGACCCUUAACUUCGACGGCAAAUUCCCAGUUUGUGCAAGACCGGUUGAGGUGCAAGGUAAAGCUCUCAGCGCCUUCUCUGACUCAGCACUCCUUGACCACUUCACAUGCCAGCGACCGAAAAUCCGCAACCGCAAACUACAACAGCUAUCUGCACGUGAGGGUCAGGUUGUAUCAUUUUAUUGUCAAGCAGAUGGAGACCCAACUCCAACCAUCUUCUGGAUUUCACCUCAGCGCCGCCGGAUCACUACUAGAAGCACUGGUCGUCUUAUAGUGUUGCCAGAGGGCACUUUAGAAAUCCACUAUGUCCAAGUAACAGAUAGUGGAACCUACAUAUGCAUUGCCAGCAAUGCAGGUGGCAAUGACACCUACUUUGCCACAUUAACUGUCACUGGGGUUCCCUUGGAUGCCGGUCUUUUAGCAAAUCGCACCUAUGUAGGUGACCUCAAUGACAGUAAUCUGAAUGACACACGGGUCUUCCUAAAGUUCACAUUAGACCUCAAGACCAUUUUGGUCUCCACAGCAAUGGGUUGUAUAACUUUUUUGGGUGUGGUCAUAUUCUGCUUCUUGCUUUUGUUUGUGUGGAGUCGUGGACGUGGACAGCACAAAAACAACUUUUCAAUGGAGUACUCUUUCAGAAAGGUGGAUGGCCCGUCAACCAGUGGAGGCCAAGGCGGGGCUCGAAAAUUCAAUAUGAAAAUGAUAUAGAGGUAUAAAUCAAAGGUCUUCUCAAAGGUGUCUUCUGUGUACAACUGGUAACUAGGUGUUACACAGAAGAUCUAUAUGAUGUAUGUGUUUUUUCAGUAUUUUUUUCAUAAUUGUAUGUUUUAUAAACAGUUUGCCUACCAUUAGCACAACAUUCUAAAGAGACACUUAACUUAUACCAGCAAUACAUUUAUGCCCUGAUUUACUAAGACCUCAAAUAAAGCGUUUAUAUGUGUGCAUUUUGAUAAUUUGUGUGUCCUUCUUGUUGUGAAGUUAGUGGGGUCGCAGGUGACUACUAUCUAUGGUAAUAACUUGCAAAUAAAAUUGCAUGUGCUAAUUGUAGGAUAGACAGGUUGAAUUUAUAUCUCAAUGAUCCUUUGGAAGACUAAACAUACACGUGCCACAGAUUCUGUAUGCAUGAUUGUGAGUAUUAUGCAGUGGUCAGGAAAAAAAACAAGAUGCAAAAAAUUAUAUGUAGACAUAAUUGUAUGUUUUGUGAAUAAGCUGUUUUGUGAAAAAGUUUGUCACAGACAAACCUUUAGUAAAUCAGGGCCUGUGUUCUAGGUUGUGGAACUUUGUUCACAUGUAAUGUAUAUUUAUACGCAAAAGUUCUGUUUGAACAUCUCCUAUAUAGCCAGUGUUUUUAGUACAAGUUUGUUGUAGAUGUUUAUUUUAUGAUUUCUGCAUUAUUGAGUCACUACAAAAAUAUUUCCAAACAAUACGUUUCCAACAUAAAAUGAAAAGUUACAGAAAAAAUGUUUGCAUGUCAGUAAAGAAUCAAUGAAGCAAGUGUGAUGGUGAAAGUCUCCCGAAGAUCCGCAGCAAGUUAUUCGAAAUGCUCAGUAAAACAUAUCAUCCAAUUUUCUUAUAACAUUGCACGAGUUGUACCCCAAACUACUGAUGUCUUUUCAUUGCAAAAAAGGUAAACUAUGUAUAUGUACUGUAUAUACAGUGCCUUAAAUAUCAUCAGCUUUGUUUGGAUUACAAAUUCUAUCCAGCCAGUAUUUUGCCACAUUCCAAUAUGCUUUUAAAGGAAAUUUCUGAAGUCAAAAUUUUUUAAUUCACAGCAAAAUACUUGGUAGAAACUUCAUCAAUGACCAUUACUUAAAUUUGCAGAACCAUCUCUUUGUCUUCAUUUGUCAUUUAGAAAAAUAAAUAAAGAGCACCUGACUUGGGUUGAUUUAUUUAGUCAUUAUUUACACAGCCAUCUUCUCACAGACAAGAUACUGAAGGGGCUAUACAUGAAUUCUACAUUAGGGGUAGGACCUUGUCCGAUGUAUGCCAUAUCAUGCCCACCAUCUGUGGCCAGAAGUGCUGGUUUCCAAGGCUUCAGUUUAUCCUGGCUUUUCAUUACCAGCACCAACAUUACUAAAGUUCCAUCUGGUGCCCUAAUCUUAUCCAUUUAUCCAGUCUGAAUCUGUUCUUUGCAUGAUCUGGUCAAUUCCUUCAGACUUACACCUUGUUGGCACCAACUUGAUGUGCAUGCAGGCUUAAGGAGGUCUUGGCGGUCUGCAGCAGAUACGCUUACUUAACCUGUCCAACAACAGGCUAGUAACACUAGAAUCUGGUUCUGUUCAUUCUGUAAGCACAUUGGAAAUGCUUGGUUUUUGCCUUAUUUAUGCAUGAAGUUAACAUUUACAGCUCCUGGCUCCAGCUGCUAAAGAGGAUAGAUGGAAUGUCAGAAGUCAGAAGCCCUGGUUACUGCAGUUUUCCAUCUCCAUCUGCUGGAUCUUCACAUCUUUAAAUAACCUGCUUCAAGAAAAUUCCUAAUGACUGCGCUAUAAAGUACUAAUGUGCUGACAAUAGAAAAAAAUUUUUUUUCCUCUAUUGGUCCAUGAAGAGAAUUUUUGGACACCUGGGAACUUCUCUCUGAGACCAAGCUUCAUCUCUGACCCAACAGCAGCAAGGUCAUAUUUCACUGAGAGGGAUAUGGCACAGAAUGCUUCAGUAACCUGAGAUGUGGUGUAUAAGAUUGCACACACUGUUACAGUGUGGUUUGUUUGUGCUCCAAAAAAUACUUCUGAUGCUCUUCUAAAGCAUACUUACAUUGCUAUUUUUUGACACUGUGAUCUUCUGUUCUGUUUCCCAUCUGUUUGAAAGGAGAGGAAGCUCUGCUUCAUGUGUUGCAGCACAUAUAGCUGCUUCGAGCUGUUGGUGUUGAUGAUGUGGUGUUGUUUUAAUCUGUCUGCACUAAACUGAUCACUGAGAUGCACUUUGCAUAGACAUCUUUGAUGUUAGGGCACACAGUCAAGAAUGAAUUCAGUCUACAGAAGUAGCCUCUCUUAGGUAUAUUUGCUCAUCUUUGCCUACUUUUUAACAACGCAUCCUGAUGUUAUGACUUCAAAACAGGGUCAUUUAAAAAAAAAAACUCUUUUGGUUAUAUGAUUAGAGGUGGGGUCAAAGGGGUCUUUAGGGAUGCUGAUCAGGUGCAGACAGAUUCAAAUUUCAUAAUAACAUUCCAACUAAAUUGUUGUUUCAAAUAUAAAAAAAUUUAAAUACAUACAAGGAAAAAUAUCUUUGAAAAACCUAAUUUGUUUCAGCAAAAUUUUAGGGGUCAGACUGCGGAACAAAGGUACAAUCCAUAGAACAUGCAAACUCAAAUUUUCAAAGGGAGUUUAUUUGAUGUAUGAGUACUAAACUUGCUGUCACAUUGAAAUGAUUCCAUUUCCAUUUAGACAUUUAUAUAGAAAGUUUUAUGAGGGGAGUAGUGUUUUGCACUUCUUUAUACACCAUUCAAUAUUUGUGCCUAAUUUCUAUACAUUUUUGCACAUUAAUCAAAUAGAUUCAUGAGAUGGAGGUGCAGUGGAUAUAAUAAGUCUACACACUGGUUUCAGACAUGUGCACACCCUUUUCUAAUGGUGCAGGUGGCUGUGCUCAGAAUUAAGCAGUCACAUGCAAACUCCUGUUAAAUGCAAUGAUCCUAUACCAGGUGAUUCUGAUUAACCCCAAAUAAAGAUGGUCUGUUUCUGGAGGAUUUUAUUUGACAACAUCUUGAUUUCAUCCGACUGCUGGACCACAAAGAGCUUACAUGUACUGUGGAACACCAUGAAGGCCAUCAUCAACAAGUGAAGAAAACAGGACACAGCAUUGACAUUACAAAGACAGGAUGUUUUUUUGCUAUAUCACAUUUGUUGUUAUUCUUUUGGCUGCUCCCUGGUUGGGGUUGCCACAACGGAUCAUUUGGUCUGCAUGCUUUAAUUAGGAACAGGUUUUUGUGCCGGAUGCCCUUUCUGACGCAACCCUCCCAUUUUAUCCAGGCUUGGGACCGACACUGAGAGUUAACUCUUGGGGCCACUGAUGUUUGUUGACUUCUGAGGUUUAUUGCUGGAGGAACAGAAUGAUUAAUUAGAUAAAAUGUCAUACUCGCCUGUUACUGGCAUGUUAUUUUCUACAUCUGUGGAACUGUAAAGUUUUUAAAUUGCAAUUUUUUGAUAUAGCAUCAUUUGUUGAUUGUAAAUUAUGCCUCAAAUGAUUAAACAACAAAUUUGUGUGA